Cercospora beticola is the source of this 1442-nucleotide messenger RNA. It is a transcript of the gene DAL2, whose product is annotated as allantoicase. The record is from RefSeq and is a predicted model, not a curated record. Lineage: Eukaryota; Fungi; Ascomycota; Dothideomycetes; Mycosphaerellales; Mycosphaerellaceae. Gene Ontology annotation, biological process: allantoin catabolic process. Gene Ontology annotation, molecular function: allantoicase activity.
GCACGCAUGCAAAAGGUACAGCUUGCCCACUGUCAUUGAUGGUACGUUCUGACACCAAUCUACACCAACAGUUUCACGAUGGCUGAAGCUCAAGUGUUUACUGCAGAUGCUGCACAGGAAGUCAUUGACUCUGUUGUCAAGUCUGUGCCUGCAGAUCAAAUCGAUGCGACUUUCAAGUCUGAUAGCAUUGACCUGAUCAACAAGGCCCUCGGGUCUCGUAUCCUCUCCUUCUCCGACGAAUGGUUCGCUGCCGCCGACAACCUCACAACUCCUACCCCACCUGUCCGCAAACCAGGUGUCUUCACAUACGCUGGAGCUUGGUAUGAUGGCUGGGAAACACGACGACACAAUACAGAACCCUUUGACUGGGUUGUCAUACGCUUAGGCGUAGCAAGUGGAAGAGUCAAAGGCGUGGAGAUCGAUACCGCUUUCUUCAACGGCAACCAAGCACCUGAAGUCGCUGUACAAGGUGUCUUUGUGGACGAUAGCAGAGAAGAGGAAAUCAAGACCUCAAAAUUCUGGGACAAUGAUAGUACUGUGGAAACUAUCCUACCCAAGCAAGAAUGUGGACCAAGUCAACGACAUGGCUGGCUUUUGCCCAAGACCACAGACAAAGCUUACACGCAUGUGCGGUUACAAAUGUUUCCCGAUGGAGGAAUCGCUCGUUUCCGACUCUUUGGAGAAGUCGUCCCUGUCCUUCCGCAAGAUGUCAACGAAAUCUUCGACCUCGCUGCGACUGUUAAUGGUGGUGUGGCAGUUUCCUGCUCUGAUCAACAUUUCGGUACGAAGGAUAAUUUACUCCUUCCUGGACGAGGAGUCGAUAUGGGUGAUGGAUGGGAGACGAAGAGAUCUCGAGGGGAACAUGUCGAUUGGACGAUUAUUAGACUUGGGAUUCCUGAUGGGGUGAUUGAGAGGAUUGUGGUUGAUACUGCGCAUUUUCGGGGGAAUUUUCCGCAGAAGGUGCAGGUUUUUGCUGCGGGUGCGAGUGAGAGUGCGCCAGGGCAUGAUUCGGGUGAUUGGGUUGAGGUUUUGAAGCCGCAGAAGACGGGGCCUGAUGCGGAGCAUGAGUAUGGGAAGGAGGUUUUGGAGAGGGUUGAAGGGGAGGGGUAUGGGUUUGUGAAGUUGGUUAUUAUUCCGGAUGGGGGUGUGAAGAGGGUGAGGGUUUUUGGGAGGAGAGGAUGAGAGGUGAGGAGGCCUUCUGCUGCUGCUCGUGGGGAUUCGGGCCCGGCAUGAGGUUUUGACGUAUGUGUUGGCAGGAAUCGUUGCACAACUUCGAGAUUGACGAAACGUACACACCUCUGCGCCCGACCCUUUCCUUCCGUCAAUCGGAAAUGUCCCUUCCAGCAAGGUAUUAACUGUUGCUCGGCUUGUGCAGCAGGGCGUAGCUGCAAGUCGCCUCUGGCUGAAGCGAGUGAGUAGACGAGGCCAAUCAGGUACUAAAU